AUGGGAAACCAUUUUCCAAUAGUUCAUCGUGGCAAAAUGCCCUUGGGUGAAGAUGGACAUGCCUGGAAAAAGAAAACAUCUGACAUCAAAGAGAUUUAUGACUUCAAAGAAGUUCUGGGGACAGGUGCGUUUUCUGAGGUAGUGCUCGCGGAAGAGAAGAGGACACAGAGACUGGUGGCCAUCAAGUGUAUACCGAAGAAAGCUCUGGAAGGAAAAGAGAACAGCAUCGAGAAUGAGAUUGCUGUUCUUCACAAGAUCAAACACGCCAACAUCGUCUCCCUGGAGGACAUCUAUGAAAGUAAAUCUCACCUCUACCUUGUCAUGCAGCUGGUGUCUGGUGGCGAGCUGUUCGACCGGAUUGUGGAAAAAGGAUUUUACACAGAGAAGGACGCCAGCAAACUCAUUCGCCAGAUACUGGACGCUGUGAAAUACCUGCAUGACAUGGGCAUCGUGCACAGGGACCUGAAGCCGGAAAACCUUCUGUACUACAGUAUGGAUGAAGACUCUAAGAUCAUGAUCAGCGACUUUGGCUUGUCUAAGAUCGAGGGUUCGGGCAGCGUGAUGUCCACGGCGUGCGGCACCCCUGGAUACGUUGCCCCUGAGGUUUUGGCUCAGAAACCCUAUAGCAAGGCAGUAGACUGCUGGUCCAUAGGAGUCAUUGCCUACAUCCUCUUAUGUGGCUAUCCACCAUUUUAUGAUGAAAACGAUUCCAAGCUGUUCGAGCAGAUUCUGAAGGCAGAGUAUGAGUUUGACUCGCCGUACUGGGAUGACAUUUCAGAUUCAGCCAAAGACUUCAUAGUGCAUUUAAUGGAGAAAGACCCCAGAUCGCGCUACACGUGUGAACAGGCCUUGCAGCAUCCAUGGAUUGCUGGUGACACUGCGUUGGAUAAGAACAUUCACGAAUCCGUCAGUGCCCAGAUCAGGAAGAAUUUCGCCAAAAGCAAGUGGAAGCAAGCAUUCAAUGCCACCGCAGUAGUGCGCCACAUGCGUAGGCUUCAGCUGGGAACCAGUCAGGAGGGACCCAGCCAGACCAGCCUUCCCAGCCCCUGCCAAGGCCACCUGCUGCUGCCCGAGGGGGACGAGGGGGAGAGCGCCUCCCAACAGGAUGGCAGCUGCUCAGAGAGGGCCAGUGAUGGGGCAGAACGCGACAGACUCCAGAACUGUACCUACCACUGCCAUCCAGCCAGCCGGGUCUGAGGGCAACCACGCCAACCAAUGACUGAUCCUGUUUUUCACUGGAGCCCAGCCAAAUCCCCAGUCUGGCCAGGAAUACAGAGUUAUUCCAGCAUCCUGCCACCAGGGAGCGCUGCAGUGUAAAGAAUCCAGGGUGGGGAAGAGGGACACUAUGCCAAAGGAGGA
Molecule: messenger RNA, 1359 nt
Organism: Chanos chanos (milkfish)
Lineage: Eukaryota; Metazoa; Chordata; Actinopteri; Gonorynchiformes; Chanidae
Gene: camk1b
Product: calcium/calmodulin-dependent protein kinase Ib
Exons: 12
Coding region: 1-1197 (398 amino acids)
Biological process (GO): protein phosphorylation
Molecular function (GO): protein kinase activity; ATP binding
Source: RefSeq, a predicted model, not a curated record